Malania oleifera is the source of this 360-nucleotide messenger RNA. RefSeq lists its product as uncharacterized. The record is from RefSeq and is a predicted model, not a curated record. The transcript has a single exon. NCBI's taxonomy places the organism in Eukaryota, Viridiplantae, Streptophyta, Magnoliopsida, Santalales, Ximeniaceae. The coding region runs from base 1 to 360 and encodes 119 amino acids.
AUGGGGAUGAUGAAGAUGAGCUGGUACAACUCUGGCAGCGGAGGGAGCAGGAGGAGCAUAAGGCUGGGGAGGAGCACGUCGACGUCGCAGUGCGGGGGGGAAGCUGGGGAGCCCAGGUGGCGGACGCUCUGGAGGAGAAUCAAGUGGGAGAAGAAGAAGAUUUUCAGUAGCAAGAGCAGUUGGGAUACCAUGGAUUGUUCAAAGCAGAAGCAGCAGCAGCAGGGUUUUUACGACGAGGAGGAAUACUUGCAGAAUUUCGAUCAAGGGUUGGGGUGGGCGGAGCCCGAUAACCUUCCUCGCUCCUUCUCCGCCCGCUUCGCCAAUCCAUCUCGCCGCCGCGUUUUCACAAGAACCGGUUGA